Messenger RNA from Triticum aestivum (bread wheat), 1151 nucleotides. Its product is annotated as serine/threonine-protein phosphatase 7 long form homolog. Bases 588 to 1151 code for a protein of 187 amino acids. Gene Ontology annotation, biological process: meristem maintenance; meristem development. The record is from RefSeq and is a predicted model, not a curated record. The transcript is spliced from 2 exons. Lineage: Eukaryota; Viridiplantae; Streptophyta; Magnoliopsida; Poales; Poaceae.
GACCCCCCCAAGCUUCUUUGAGGUAUUCUCCCCCAUUCCCUCCAAUUUUUUUUGUUUUCCCCUCUUUGGUUGGAUGCAUUAUUCAACACUAGGUGAUGUUAGAUGAGUAGAUGGUUUCUUAUUUUUAGAAAAUUUUGUGUAGUUGAUAGAUGAUUAGGUAUGCAGUAGAUGAUGUGUAGUUGAACAUGUAGGUAAAAUCAAUUCGGUUUUGUGUAUAUGUUGUCCAUAGGAUUUUUUUUUGAAUUAAGAGGGGUGAUGAAUAUAUGAUUUGUGUAUGUAAAAUAGACUUUGGCAUACUAUAUUUGGUUUGAUAGAUGAUGUGUGUAUGUGUAGAUAAUCCUAUUGUUGGCAAAAAAAUUUAUGCAAAAGAGAUGAUGAAAUUUUCUUAUUGUGUGUGACAUGAUUUGUUCAAUAGAAUGGCGGAUGAUGAUAAUGAAAUAUAUUUGAUGGUGAAAUUUGGUACUCUAGAUGAUAUGUGUGCAUAUGUAGAAGAAAGAAAUGAUGUGGUUAUGUUUGAGAAGAAUGGUGUUUUCAUAUGGAAUAAACUUGGAGAAGGAAAUUGUUUGAUAUUGUUCAUGUAUUCAUAGAUGUUUGUGAAAUUUUUUUGUAGGAUGGCGGAUGGUGAUGGACCUUGGUAUGACGGAUUAAUCGAUGAGUGGGAUAAGGAGCAUCGUGCUCGUGCCAUUGAAAAUGGACAGGUUGUAGUUGCUAUGCGCAUGAGGGGUCAUUCCGCUGAUGACUUUGAUUACGACCCGCGGUAUGAGCCUUACAUUCGGAGAUUGGGUCUUCUCCCAUUCGUGUUGCAGUUUAAGCGACGCGCUCCGCCGGUGAACCACGCGGCGCUGACCGCACUUGUGGAUCGUUGGAGGCCGGAGACUCACUCCUUCCACCUUCCAUGUGGGGAGAUGACGAUGACCCUACAGGACAUGGCUAUGAUAAGCGGCCUUCCUAUCAAUGGACAAGCUGUUACCGGUCGUGUCAGCGUGGGUAAUUGGCGAGAACGGACUGCCGAUUUAAUUGGCGUUCAGCCCGAGGGCCCUCAGGAAGGCAAGGCCGAUACAGCGAAAGUGAGGCAUUCUUGGCUAAAACUGGUCAGAGGAAACACCAACCCGUGCCCUCAGGAUGCCAAUGACGUGGUUGUGCAGCAGUAA